CUGCGAGCCCAUUUCUCCCCACUGGCCAGCCCUGUCCACGCCACCGCCAUCGACCAAACAAACAUCUAAUACCUACUGGGAUCCUCCUUACACAUCCUGUCCUAAGCUCUUUCUUCAACUGCUCUCGCCACGCUCGUUCUCGGAUGCUUCAUACUGCAACAACUUUCUUUUCUUGUGUGCGCGACACCAGAGCAAUCAAAUAUGCUGGGCUUAGGAAGAUGGAGGAACGCGGCACCGCCUACGCCUACUGCUGCUACUCAUGAAGAAAGGUCGUCGAGCACGUUACCGACUAUCAAGUGCUCUGAUUGCGGCAUCGAGAUUGAGAUCUCCAGACUGGCAGACCACCUCUGUGUGCAAACUACAGAAGAGCCAGAAACGUAUGAGCCCUCACCACCUCCUCCACAUGCCAGACCGGCAGUUCCUCGCUCAGAAACCAUGGACUCGUUCGUUGCAUCGAAUCGCAAAUCUUACGGUCUCUUGCGUCCUGGUAGACAAGCACCACCGAAGAUAGACCCGGCCGCUGCUAACAAACCAUACUCAAGACCUAUGGCGCCCAUCACGCCAGUCAGCGACUACAGCGGUUCGAGAAGUGUUUCUCCUAUGAUUUCAGGAAGCGGCCGCAAGACUCCCAUGCGUAGUGUCACCAGCCCUAUGCCUCGACCAUACAGCCCUCCUUCACCGGAGCUCAACUCGAACCUCGACUGCGCUUUCCCGCCAUGGCCAACGAUGGGCAGUCGAAGUAAUACUCCAACGGGCGUCAGGCCGCGGGACAGGAAGCCGACCGAUCCAGGUACCCGACUGGCACAGCCUCAGUCCAAUGCAAUGUACGCACCCGUCAGUCCACGAUUCGACGGCGGCGCCAAUGUGUUGAAGCGGAUGGACAACAUUUCACCAGGCCCCUUCGAUGGCAGGAAAGGGAGCUUUGAUCGGAGACCUUCAGCGACCACGACGGAUAACACAAGAGUGGAUAGCCCACAAGCUGGACCAGACGAGCACAAUUCGCCUGCGAAAAGUAUACGCAGUCGCUCGCAUUCUACCGGUUCGAACAAUUCAAGGCGUUCAAGAAGCUCUGUCCGUUCCACCGGCUUGCCAAAUGGCCCGAAAGCAGGUUUCAAUCUACCACCACCACCACCCCCGCCGCCGGCAGAUGACGAUGAUGACGAUGAUCAUCCUUUCGAAGGCAUCGACAAGUUCCUCAGGCGUGUGCGCGAUGAGGAGCCUUUGGAUGUUCCAAAGCCUUUGAACACGAUUGACCGUUCCAAAACCUUUCCGGUGCCAGCUCAGGAGGACCGGGCUGCUUCCUUACCUAGAAGACCAUCGGAACCUGCAGCGCGCUCAAGAGCAUUAAGCAACGCGACAAUCUCUUCUGUGUAUUCUUCCGACUCGAUUGAAGCGCCUCCAGUGCCUCCGAUGCCCUCUCUGAACAAUCUUUACUCCUUGGCAACUUCGAAGCCUGGAGCUCCAGUCACCAAGCUUGCGCCAGCUUCACAAAUUCCUACUCCGAAUAGCCCCGCCGAAAGCUCAAUGCACACAUCCUCUGAAUCAGUUUCUUCUGGUGGAUCCAUGUCAGGAUUUGACGCACGCAGUGUCAGUUCUGUAUCCAGCAUUCAUGAAUCCGAGUCUGGAGGUCCCGAAAAGAUUAGCCGGGCAAGAAAAGAAAGUGAUCCGACGCGGGGCCAAUUGCAGUCUCCAACAAGUUAUGGUUCGCCCCCUAAGAGACUGCCUUUGGGAGUGCAACCAGGCGUGGUUCGUACGAAUGCCCCGGACAACAUCUCCCUUCCCAAUCCUCCUGCGAUACCUGCAACCGUCGAGGAGCUUCCGGAAUCUCCAAUGGACCCAGCCAUUCAUAGGGGAAUCAUAAGCCAGCAGCGACCAUCUGUAUCCAAUGGAAGUGGCCGACCAGUCAACCCUGCCACAUACCCAAUACCACCUGCUCUAUCUCCACCUGAAGAGGUUCCUGCUAGGCCUUCACCCCUUGUCCCAAACUCGGCACCCCAGAAUCCUCAGUCUUUUCAUCCUCAGCCUCCCGCCGCUUUGCAGCCACGCGGCGCACUUCCUCCACGACUUGAUUCGCGUAAUGCUGCUCAGCUUCCGAAAAGGCAACCUCCAAACGUCACUCUACCUUUGCCACCACAAAAUGAAGGACUACAACGGAAACCCACGAGUGGGAAACGACCCAAAUGCCGCGGUUGCAACGAGUCCAUUGUUGGCAAAUCCGUGAAAGCAGCCGAUGGUCGUCUCACUGGUCGCUGGCACAAGGAGUGCUUCACUUGCAAGACCUGCCGGCAACCAUUCCAAACGGCCGACUUCUACGUUCACAAUAAUGCACCCUACUGCGAGCAUCACUAUCACCAGAUGAACAACUCACUCUGUCAACUCUGCAACCGUGGUAUCGAGGGCCAGUUCCUUGAGACGGACAAGAAGAGAAAAUACCACCCGAGGUGCUUCAUGUGCUCACACUGCCGCAUUCCCCUCAAGGACGACUAUCUCGAGUUCAACGGCAGGCCGUAUUGUGAGCGCCACGCUCAACACGCUGCAUCCCAGACUUCGAUGCUCGGGACGGGUGCACGCCGGUUCCCAGAGCGGAGGACCACUAAACUCAUGAUGAUGAUGUGAGGGUCUGCACGUACAACCACUUUACCUUCGAUUCACACUACAUAUUUGGCGAUCUAUUUACCUACCAGUAAACGACUGGUGGGCUGUUCACUACAAAAUUUCUGGAGUCUAUCACGCUUGUUUACGACAUGACCCCAUGUUCGCGGCAGGUCGCAUCCAUUUACGCUGUCCGCAUAUAUUCCCGCAUCUCAGAAGGCGUUUUCAACUUGAUACAUUUCGCUCUGCGCGCAUA
Messenger RNA from Pseudovirgaria hyperparasitica, 2848 nucleotides. RefSeq lists its product as uncharacterized. The transcript has 3 exons. The record is from RefSeq and is a predicted model, not a curated record. The coding region runs from base 202 to 2616 and encodes 804 amino acids. Gene Ontology annotation, cellular component: nucleus; Z disc. Lineage: Eukaryota; Fungi; Ascomycota; Dothideomycetes; Acrospermales; Acrospermaceae. Gene Ontology annotation, molecular function: transcription coregulator activity.